Quercus robur (English oak) is the source of this 665-nucleotide messenger RNA. Its product is annotated as SUMO-activating enzyme subunit 2-like. NCBI's taxonomy places the organism in Eukaryota, Viridiplantae, Streptophyta, Magnoliopsida, Fagales, Fagaceae. The transcript has 4 exons. Gene Ontology annotation, molecular function: SUMO activating enzyme activity. The record is from RefSeq and is a predicted model, not a curated record. The coding region runs from base 6 to 650 and encodes 214 amino acids. Gene Ontology annotation, cellular component: cytoplasm; SUMO activating enzyme complex. Gene Ontology annotation, biological process: protein sumoylation.
UUGACAUGGACACUAUUGAAGUCAACAACCUUAACAGACAAUUUCUAUUCCGAAAAUCACAUGUUGGGCAAUCCAAGGCCAAAGUUGCUCGGGAUGCUGUCUUAAAAUUUAGACCUCACAUAAGCAUAACGCCAUACCAUGCCAAUGUCAAGGAUCCUGACUUUAAUGUGGACUUCUUCAAGCAAUUUAAUGUUGUUCUGAAUGGCCUUGACAACUUAGAUGCAAGACGACAUGUGAAUCGCCUAUGCUUGGCUGCUGAAGUUCCUUUGGUUGAAAGUGGGACUACUGGCUUACUUGGGCAGGUAACUGUACAUGUGAAGGGAAGAACGGAGUGCUAUGAGUGUCAGCCAAAACCUGCCCCCAAAACUUAUCCUGUUUGCACUAUUACUAGUACACCAUCAAAGUUUGUUCACUGUAUUGUAUGGGCAAAGGACUUACUUUUCACAAAGUUAUUUGGAGACAAAAAUCAGGAAAAUGAUUUAAAUGUGCGUUCUACUGAUGCUACGAGCUCAUCAGAACAUGUAGAAGAUGUAUUUAAACGUAUAAAAGAUGAAGACAUUGAACAGUAUGGAAGGAGAAUAUAUGAUCACGUGUUUGGUUAUAACAUUGAAGAAGCUUUAUCCUGUACCCCCAGUUUUACCGUCAGAUAGUUCUUGGCGUCAUUG